ACGGAAGAAGUAAAGAAGUAGAGGGAGAAGCUGAAACAUGGCGGCCCGCACACGGCUGCCCUUGCUGUUCCCCAAAAACCUGCCUCCGUUCAGACAUCAAAAGCUCGUCCACACAGAGGCUGUAGUCAAGGAGCCCCAGUACCCUCCCAUCGUUCCCUCUCUCACGGCUAAAAGCAAAUCGGCCCAGCGACGGCAGUUUGAGGAGCGGGUGAAAACGAUAUGUGCCUCCCCGGUGGAGGAGAAGCUGUCCCUUAUCACUCGUAUCCAGCGGCAGAAGUUCGUGGUUUAUCCUCAGACUUUCGCCCGGAACGCAGACAGAUGGUACCAACACUUCACCAAGACCGCGUAUAUCCCGGGCCUGCCCGAGAAAUUCAACCUGAAUGCAGAGAAGACCACCGGGGAGGAGGGCUCGCCUUCGGCCGCAGCUCAAGUCGCAGUACCGGGGAUUGACGAUAAUGCAUUCGCCGACAUCCGCUCCAUGGUCACCAGUGUGAUUUUACAGGAGCAGUGGUACAUGAAUAAACGUAAACCUUUCUUGUACCGAGAGCAGGAAAUGAUGGUCGGACCUUUACUUAGAAACCUGGUGACCGGACUUACGUUUAGUUUGGCCAAAUACAACCCACUGCUCCUCCGCUCCAGUCUUGAUAUUAAUCCCCAAGUGAACUUUUACUGGUGGAGAGGACAGAGAAUCAUUCCAAAGGGGCACCGAAAAGGCCGGCAAGAGCCAAUCAGGUUCCAGAUUGACGACCGGCCACACAGUCAGAUUAGGAUCUCUCAACAGCUGCCACAGUUUACCCCACUGGAGGCCUCCUAUACAGCUGAAGUUCCAGAGAUCACGUAUGCUCCCAACCUGAUGCCUCUGUUCAGACGACAGUACGACAACAAGAUCUUCACAGGUUCUAAGCUACCAGACCCUGUAUGCUACGGUCACACCCAGUUCCACCUGGUUCCCGACCAAUACCGGAGAGACCGGAUGGCUCGGCAGCAGCAGUCUGACCAGGUGGAGGUCUUCCUCAGAGCCAAUGGACUUGCCAGCCUCUUUGCCUGGACAGGAGCUCAGGCCAUGUACCAGGGUUUCUGGAGCCACGAGGAUGUCACCAGGCCUUUUGUGUCCCAGGCUGUGAUCACCGACGGCCACUUCUUCUCCUUCUUCUGCUACCAGCUCAACACAGUGGCCCUCUCCGUGGACACAGAUGCCAACAACCCCAGGAAAAACCUCCUCUGGGGCACCGAGAGCAUGCAACUGUACGAGAGGGUGGAGAAGGGAGAGGUGGUUGGCCUGAACGACAGUGUCAUCAAGCUGCUGGUUCAGUUCCUCCUGAACCAGCCAUAGACUUCUUCAGGUGUCCGUCCUCUUUUGCGAUUCUUUGCCUCUGUCUGCAGAUGAAAAAUGUGCGUUCUCCAAGGAACUGGAAGAUGCAGGAAAUGGAAGAGAAAGUGCUCUGACGGAACCAACAUGGCCAACAUGAGGAAGUUCUGGGUUAAUCUGUGUUAAACGGGUUCAUUUGUUUAACAACUGAUCAAAGUACUGAAAAAUAUACUAAACACACAUCCCUGGUUGUUAUUAUUGUGCAAACUGUAUUUAUGCAAAAAAUAAAAUCAUGCUUUACCAAG
This is a messenger RNA of Lates calcarifer (barramundi perch), 1614 nucleotides long. It is a transcript of the gene mrps30, whose product is annotated as mitochondrial ribosomal protein S30. Lineage: Eukaryota; Metazoa; Chordata; Actinopteri; Centropomidae. Gene Ontology annotation, biological process: translation. The transcript is spliced from 5 exons. The record is from RefSeq and is a predicted model, not a curated record. The coding region runs from base 38 to 1333 and encodes 431 amino acids. Gene Ontology annotation, cellular component: ribosome; mitochondrion; mitochondrial large ribosomal subunit. Gene Ontology annotation, molecular function: structural constituent of ribosome.